Orussus abietinus is the source of this 810-nucleotide messenger RNA. RefSeq lists its product as uncharacterized. The coding region runs from base 1 to 810 and encodes 269 amino acids. NCBI's taxonomy places the organism in Eukaryota, Metazoa, Arthropoda, Insecta, Hymenoptera, Orussidae. The transcript has a single exon. The record is from RefSeq and is a predicted model, not a curated record. Gene Ontology annotation, molecular function: catalytic activity.
AUGGCUAAGAGGAUACUCCAGAUCAAUCUAAACCCGUGCCGCGUGGCGCAGGCGCUGGCUAUGCAAAAGGCCUGCGAGAUGCAAGCGGACGCCGUUGCGAUCUGCGAGCAAAAUGCGAAUGAGAAACGUGGGGGCUGGUAUUCUGACUUGAACGGAAAGGCAGCCAUAGUAGUUCCACCAGCAAGCGAGUUUAUGGUGGACGAGGUUGGCCCAGAGAGAACGGGGUACGUGUGGGUGCGCUCCGGCAGUAGGAGACUUUACUCGUGCUAUAUAUCGCCCAACGCGGACUGGACAGAGUUUCGAGACUUCCUGGAGAGUCUUGAGGGGAGCCUGGAAGAUUGGAGAGGAAGAAACACCAUUGUCUGCGGAGACUUCAACGCCAAGUCACCGGAUUGGGGAGCGACGAGAGAAGACAGGAGGGGAGCGGCUUUGUCAGAGAUUGUCAGCCGACUUGAUUGGGCUGUCACAAAUAGGGGCGACUACCCAACCUUCCAGAGGGGCGUGUCGGAGUCAAUACUGGACCUCACCUUCGUGUCAGCCGCGAUGGCCACGAAAAUAAACGGGUGGAGCGUCCUAGAGGACGAAACCCUGGGUGACCAUCUUUAUGUGGCAUUCUGGGUCGACGGGCCCACCUUCGCGGUCACCAGGAAGCGCCGGGAAGGGGGCUGGGCAAUAAAGAUGUGGAAUAAGGAGGCAUUCUCUGACAUCAUUCGGGGGGCAAGCGUGGUGCCCGACUCGGGCACUAUCGAGACUUCAAUGGGGAGAAUGAUGGAAACGGUGACCGCAGCCUUGGACCUGACGGCGCCAUAG